Molecule: messenger RNA, 915 nt
Organism: Arachis duranensis
Lineage: Eukaryota; Viridiplantae; Streptophyta; Magnoliopsida; Fabales; Fabaceae
Product: protein FAR1-RELATED SEQUENCE 5-like
Exons: 1
Coding region: 1-915 (304 amino acids)
Biological process (GO): regulation of DNA-templated transcription
Molecular function (GO): sequence-specific DNA binding; DNA-binding transcription factor activity
Source: RefSeq, a predicted model, not a curated record
AUGGAUCCUAGACCAGUAACGCGAUGCGGGUGUAAUGCGCGGAUAAAAGUUCAUGUUGACUCGAGGAACAGGAGAUGGUAUGUUGACUUCUUCUCCGAUGAACAUAACCAUGACAUGUUGGAGGCAAGGUUUAGGGGAAUGAUAUGGUCUUACCGGGCAAUAAAAACGAGGCAUUUACACCAGAUUAAUACUAUGAGAAGCUCUGGCCUUCGAGUUCCAACAAUAUUUCGGGCAUUUGCAAACCAAAGUGGUGGAUUCGAGAUGGUUGGGUUUCAAGUGAAAGACAUCUAUAAUGCAAUUGAGAAGCAAAGAAGAGCUGGAGCAAGCGACACGGAUAAUGCACUCAAGUAUUUACAAAUGUUGAAGAGGCGUGACCCCUGUAUGUUUUGGAAGUAUUCGUUGGAUGAACAACGGAGGCUCCACAAUAUAUUUUGGUGUGAUGGUGCAAGUCAGUAUGAUUUCAAUAUUUUCAGAGAUGUUAUGGGGUUUGAUGCAACGUACGGGAGGAAUAAGUACAAAUGUCCCCUUGUGAUAUUCUCUGGCGUGGAUCACCACAUGCGCAUUGUUGUGUUUGGAUGCGCGGUUCUCUCAAAGGAAGGGGAGGAAAGAUGUGUGUGGUUGCUUCGGGCAUUUCUGGAGGCCAUGAAAGGAAAGGCUCCUAAGUCUGUUAUUACCGACGAUGAUCAAGCCAUGAAGAGUGCAAUCAAAGCUGUAUUUCCAGAAGCACAUCAUAGAUUGUGCAGCUGGCACUUGCUACAUAAUGCGACCGCUCGAGUAGGUAUUCCACGGUUUAUGACCAAGUUUCGUCUUUGUUUAAUGGGGGAUUUGGAGGUCGAUGACUUUGAAGAUAUAUGGAAUGAUGCAGUUGAAGAAUUUGGGUUGCAAAAAAAAAUCAUGGGUCAAGGAUAUGUAUGA